Messenger RNA from Xiphophorus maculatus (southern platyfish), 2173 nucleotides. RefSeq names its product G protein-coupled receptor 143 (gene gpr143). Lineage: Eukaryota; Metazoa; Chordata; Actinopteri; Cyprinodontiformes; Poeciliidae. The record is from RefSeq and is a predicted model, not a curated record. Gene Ontology annotation, biological process: regulation of calcium-mediated signaling; G protein-coupled receptor signaling pathway; melanosome organization. The transcript has 9 exons. Gene Ontology annotation, molecular function: L-DOPA receptor activity; L-tyrosine binding; L-DOPA binding. Gene Ontology annotation, cellular component: plasma membrane; melanosome membrane. Bases 457 to 1701 code for a protein of 414 amino acids.
GGAGAAAAUUCAGAAUUUGAAGGACACCGUAAACAUUGCAGAUUCUUGUGACUUAUUUAUGUUUUUAAUGCGUGCACUGAUAAAGUUAGGCUUCACUUGUGUGACUGUUUUAACUCCAUUUGAAGUUGAUGUUAUUAUUUGACCUCUACAUUUUACCCCCACAUUGGUUAAACGAAGAAUUAAAAAGAAAACUUUAAGUCUGCUUCUGCCGACAUAAUCAGUCUCUUUCAUACAACAGCCCUUUGUCGGUGCCUUGCAUUGUGCGGCAGACUUAAGCUACAACUUCAGGGAUUAAACAGAAGCACAUGAUGAUUCAACCCCGUGAUUUGUCGAGGAGAGCUGCCUCAUGGACUCAGUCAUUUCCUUUUUCUUUUCCUUUCCCCUUCUUCUUCCUCCUCCGAACACCGUCUUCUCCUCUCCCUCCUUCUCCUCCUCCGCAUCGCCCCGCAGUCCGCGAUGGCCUCCCCGCGGCUGGAGACGUUCUGCUGCCCGAACCGGGACGCUGCCACGGAGUUCGCAGUCUCCUUCCAGCCCGUCCUGUUCGGGGCUCUGAGUCUGGGCAGCGCCGCUCUGAGCCUCAUGUUCGCUGUUCUGCAGGUUCUGCCGAAGCGCAAAGGAUACAGGAGACUAGGACAGUACCCUCUGCCGAGGCCCGCCUCCUCCUCCAGAAUAUUGUUCAUCAUCAGUAUAUGUGACAUACUGGGAUGCACAGGGAUCAUUGUCAGAUCCUCUGUGUGGCUGGGUCUGCCGAGCAUCGUCGAAGGCAUCUCAGUGACCAACAACACGGACGUGUCGCCAGAGGCCUUCUGUGUUGGCAGCGCGAUGUGGAUCCAGCUGUUCUUCAGCGCUUCGUUUUGGUGGACUUUCUGCUACGCCGUGGACGUCUUCCUGGUGGUGAAAACCUCUGCUGGGAUCAGCACCAUUGUCCUCUACCACAUGAUUACGUGGGGUCUGGCUGUGCUGCUGUGUGUUGAAGGAGUGGCCAUGCUCUACUACCCAUCCAUCUCUGACUGUGAACAAGGCCUCCAGCACGCUGUUCCCCACUACAUCACCACAUAUGCCCCCAUGCUGCUCGUCCUCAUAGCUAACCCCGUGUUCUUUAGCCGGACCGUCUCUGCAGUGACAUCCUUAUUAAAAGGACGACAAGGAAUCUAUACAGAAAAUGAGAGACGGCUGGCUAACGAGAUUAAAAUCCGCUUCUUUAAAAUAAUGCUUGUGUUCUUUGUUUGCUGGGCUCCAAAUAUCAUCAAUGAGUGCCUCCUCUUCUACCUGGAGAUGCAGCCAGAUGUCACUGACAACAGUCUGAGAGACAUCAGGAACGCAGCCCUCACCACAUGGUUCAUCAUGGGCAUUCUGAACCCAAUGCAGGCUUUCCUCAACACCCUGGCCUUCCACGGCUGGACGGGUUGGGACGUGGACCUCAACCCGCAGCGGAGCAGGGAGCUGGCCUGGGACUCGGGCUCUACCUCGGUGCCUAACACGGCCGGACAAAACCCAGUGGUGGGAACGACUCUGCUGUACCAGAGUCACGUUCAGGAAGUGCAGAAGAACACGAUAGGAAAUGGACAGCAGCACUCUGACGCCAUCAGUGUCCUCUCUGAAGGUUCAGAGUCUAGUACAGUUGAAAUCCACAUUUCCAGCGAGCUACAAGGGGACGUAGAUGCUGACGGAGAGUCCUUGGAGAACUCUGUGAGACACUAGCUGGCCUCAUCCACUCCAACUCCCUCCCUUUUACAUCAUAUUAGUUUUAAAAGUUAGACCUUGGUAGUUUUAGUCAAGUGUUACGAUGGCAACUGCUUUUGAGAAAGCUGCUCUGACAGAGUAGAUUCAAUUUUCUGUUUUCAAGACCUUUUUUUUUUUUUUUUUUUUACCUCUAAACAUGUUAAACCUUCAGCAGUAUUUAUAGGGUUUCUUUUGCCGAUCAGCUGAACAGCCCCAGCAAUAUUUUUUUUUUCUUGUAGUGUAAAACUUGCAAAACAAACUGGCAUUUGUUUUGUUAUCCAAUUACAGAUUGACCUUUAGUGCUGGAAGAGAUUUCUUUUUUUUCCAAUGGGCAAAUUCUCUGUUUAGUGCACUGAUCUUGUAAAAUGGAUCCCAUCAAUAAGCUAAGAAGGCACUACAAAUUCUUUAAGCAUAUCAGUGUGUUUUUUUUAAUAAAGGCUAUUGUAUUUCA